This is a messenger RNA of Microplitis mediator, 3865 nucleotides long. Its product is annotated as dystrobrevin beta. The coding region runs from base 1529 to 3496 and encodes 655 amino acids. The transcript has 3 exons. NCBI's taxonomy places the organism in Eukaryota, Metazoa, Arthropoda, Insecta, Hymenoptera, Braconidae. The record is from RefSeq and is a predicted model, not a curated record. Gene Ontology annotation, molecular function: zinc ion binding. Gene Ontology annotation, cellular component: synapse; plasma membrane. Gene Ontology annotation, biological process: synaptic signaling.
AACUUAUAAUAAACGAUUUAACGAAUGUCAUCUAAAUAUCAAAAGAGCAAUUAACAACAAUUCAGAUUUUACUACCGAAAGCCGAAAUUUAAGUUUAAAAAAUGAAGAGAAACAAGGUCUAGCUCAGUAUGUGCGAGGUCUUCGCUCAAGUAUUAAAUUAUUCGUCAAAGCCGGAAAACCGUCAACGAUCAGAGAAGCUCAGAAUUUAGCUUUAGAGACCGAAAAAGAAGAAGAAAUAUCGCGAGUCGUCUAUAAAAAACCUAACUUUGAAAACAAAAGAAACCCUAAUCCAAACAAAUCCAAUAACGCUACCAAGACAAAUCAAGAACAUUUCAAAUCAAACACACAGCGAAUUACAACAGACAACAAAAAACGAUUUCCGUGUCACGGAUGCGGUAGCUUAGAACACUUUAUAAGAGAUUGUCCGCGAAAACCAUCGAGCUCAAAUUUUCCAUCUCGCCAACAACCAAACGUACCGAACCCUAUCAAGUAUACCGAAUGUCGAGAAAUUCACGGAACCCAGGAGCAAGCUUCAUGCUUAGAGUCAACAGCAAAUUCGGACAACGAUCUCAUUCAAUCUUGGCAGACACAGGGGCAGCAGUAAACGUGAUUAAGCUCAAAUGUACUUCGGGUUUAAAAGUUAGAAAAACAUCCGCACAAUUAAUCGGUAUCAAUAAUACGCCUGUAAACUGCAACCAAGAAUGUAAAAUUGAUGUAGAUGGUGUAGAACAUAUAUUUUUAGUGGUCCCAAAUAAUUUUCCACUAGAAGAAGACGGGAUCGCCGGUCGACCUUUCCUUGAAAAAAAAGAUGCUAUUAUACUAGCGAAACAGAAAAAAAUUAUUUUUAAUCGGAAGAUUCCACAGGCACAAAUUUUCAAGUUUAAUUGCAAUUAUUCAAAACCCAGAAGUAACCUUUUAAAAGGUAACACUCGCAUCAAUCAUAUUCUUAAUGAAAAGGAAAGAAAUCAACUUUGGGAUAUUAUAGAUUCUUAUCAAGACGUUUUUUAUUUACCAGGUGAUUCACUUCCAUGUACUAAUUUAGCUGAGCAUAUUAUAGAAACCAUGGAUGAGGUACCAAUUAAUGUCAAACAGUAUCGAUACCCACCAGGUCAAAAUGAGGAAAUCCUGAGACAAGUUCAAGAAAUGAAAGAGAAAGGAGUCAUUCGAGAAUCAAAUUCGCCGUACAACUCACCGCUCUGGGUAGUCCCAAAAAAACAGAUGCUUCAGCCUUAGAUUUAGCUAGUGGGUUCCACCAGAUCCCGAUGCGGAGAAAAGACAGCCCAAAAACAGCAUUUAGCACACAACAUGGCCAUUACGAGUUCGUAAGGAUGCCAUUUGGCUUAAAAAACAGCCCUGCUACAUUCCAGAGGACCAUGGAUGAUGUUUUGAGAGGAUUGAUUGGUAAAAAUUGCUUUGUAUAUCUCGACGAUGUCGUCAUAUAUGGCAAUACACUGGAAGAACACAACUCAAAUUUACGCACCUUCUUACAAAGAAUGAGGGAAACAAACCUGAAACUGCAGCCUGAUAAAUGAUCCUUCUAAUUAGUAUCGCCAGAAUUAAGGCUAAAAACUACGAAGAAACAGAAUUCUCUGUUUUGCCAAACAUCUAUAUGGAGUACUUGGGAGAAGUCAGAUUCUUUCACGAAACAUACAAUAUCAUCUCAUAUUUCAAUUUGGAUGAGUUAACGGUUGAAGAAUCAGAAAUUUUAAAAAGCCUGAACUUUGUUGAUUAUCACUGCGCCAAAAACUGCAGCGAAACAGGUUUAAUUAAAAAAUUAUACAGCCAGUUCGAAACCAUUAGACAAGAUAAGUACAAGCUUUUUUCAGCAAUAGGCGUACCUAAUUUAAUCCGACAAAAACGUGGUAUAUUCGAUUUUGUUGGAAAAAUAAGUAAAAUACUUUUUGGAACCAUGAGCGAAGAUGAUGCGACUUAUUACAAUUCAGAAAUAGAUGCUGUUCAUAAAGACAAUAAAAGAAUUGGAGAACUAUUUAGAAAUCAAACAUAUAUUUUACAACUGACUCUUCAAAAAACUGAACAAUCUUUAAAAGACAAUGAUAACAAACUAGCUCAAAUAAAUUCGAAUUUUCAAAAUAUUGACAAAAAUAUUCAAAUAUUGGCAGAAAAAGAGGAAAUAAUUGAAAGAAAUUCAUUAAUUACGGAAACUUGUUUAGAAAUAGAAUUAGCUUUAAUCGAGUUUAACAGAAAUGUUGGUAUGUUUAUUCAAGCAAUAAUUUUUGCAAAAUUUGGUCAAAUAAACCCUCAAUUACUAACACCAGAUUCGCUCAUGAGUUCAAUAAAGUUAAUUAGAGACGAAAGGGGAGCUAACGAAAUGCCUAUUGUAAUUCAAAAUGGCAACUAUUUCGAAUAUUUAGAAGUAAGUGAAAUUACCAUAAGUGUAAUAGAAUAUAGAUUUGUUUAUAUUAUUAAAAUACCUAUUUUAGAGAUUGGGGACUACAAAGCAUACAGAACAAUCCCAGCUCCAAAAUUGAUAAAAAGUAACUUGUUAGCAUACAUAUCAAAUCCGCAUGAUUACAUAAUUACAAAUAAUGAAAAACUACUGUACACACCCAGUGACGAACACUUUCUUAACACUUGCAAAAAACACAAAUCACAUCAUUUUUGUAGAACAAUACAUCCUAAAUACUAUAUUCAAUCACAUGAUACAUGCUUAAGCAAAAUUGUAAAUGAACCGACGAAAAUAAAUAAAAACGAUUGUGAUAUUAAAAUGAUUACAACAAAACAAACCAUUUGGGUACAAUUUAAAAGUAAUAAUAGAUGGUUAUACUCAGCACCAACGCCACAAAGCAUAAAAAUUAUAUGCGAUGACACUGUAGAGAAUAAAAUAAUAAACGGAACAAAAAUUUUAUGGAUUUCACCCGGUUGUAGUGCCGUAUCUAAUGAUGUUAUAUUAAAUUCACACAUUGAAAAAAAUUAUGAUAAUAAUAAAGCAUUUAUUCCAAUCAUAACUUAUAAUUUUAGUGAACAUUUUCAAUUAUUCGAUGAUCCAUCUUUGAAUCUGAGCUUAAUAAAAAUUCAUACAAUAGAAACCCCCGAUGUAAAAAUAGAAGAUUUAACUAAAUAUGGCACUAAAUUGAGUGAAAUCAGUAGAGAAGCGAUAGAAAUUGGUAACCAUGAAAGAACACAAACUACUUAUGAAAAAUUUAUAAAUUGGGGUACUUAUGUUCUGUAUGCAUUAGUUGUACUAGUAAUACUAUUCUUAAUCAAUAAAUUUAAAAUUUUUAAGAUGAUUAAAGAAUUAAGAAAUGGAGUCUAUGACCUUUGUUGUACAUAUUCAAAGAAAAAGAAACUUAACAAAAAAUAUCAUUCGAAUAACGAGCUUCCUAUGGGGGCAAUAAAUCAUGCUAACUCUAUCUCGUCAGAAUUAAAUUACCAUAUAGAUAAUUUUCGACAGAAUCAUCAACUACAUGAACAAAGAAACAAGGUACAAAGGUCAAAACUCCGAAUAUCAGAAUUCGAAGACAUAGCUCAUAAUUAAGUACUAUGAAAAAUCAGUUUAUAAGAAGAUUUUUCAGUCUAAGGGUAGGGGUGUUAUGCCCAAGUCUUAAUAUGUACUUCUAUUAUUAUAAUUUUUGCUGACAGUGAUAUUCUUACGCCUGCACUUAGUCGUAGCACGACUUUAUCUUUGUUUUUUCUCAUGGCGUAACAAUACCACUGUUCAAUUUAUCUUAUGAUAUGAAACAUCUAUUGUAGUUAUAUAGUAUUAUCUUGAUAACUCUGUACUUAUGAAUUAAUUAUAUGAUUUUUAAUGUGGUAUCAUUACUGAAUUUGUAAUCCUGAAACCGAAUGGAAUCUAAACAAUAACAUUUUUAUAUUAAAUAUUAUAAGAUUAUCAAUAAACAAUUGG